Molecule: messenger RNA, 288 nt
Organism: Didymella exigua CBS 183.55
Lineage: Eukaryota; Fungi; Ascomycota; Dothideomycetes; Pleosporales; Didymellaceae
Exons: 3
Coding region: 1-288 (95 amino acids)
Source: RefSeq, a predicted model, not a curated record
AUGUCCCAAGUCGAGCCCUGGACUCACCAAUUGAAGCAGUACUGUCAGGCUGAAGGGCUAGGAGAUGUUGUCUAUCAAGACGUGUCGGACCGCCGAGGGGGCCGCACAGCAUGGUCCACCAUAGCUGUGAUCAAUAACACUCAGUACCCGGCUCGCUUUUGGUACGACGGAUCUCGUAUAGAACAGGCGAAGGAAGACGCUGCUGAAAUCGCACUCUGCAACCUCAAGAAAAGUCUCGAAAGGCAGCGUCCGUCGGCAAGCCAGUAUCAACGAUCGCUUGCUGCGUAG